Messenger RNA from Alternaria ethzedia, 396 nucleotides. RefSeq lists its product as uncharacterized. The record is from RefSeq and is a predicted model, not a curated record. The coding region runs from base 1 to 396 and encodes 131 amino acids. The transcript is spliced from 3 exons. Lineage: Eukaryota; Fungi; Ascomycota; Dothideomycetes; Pleosporales; Pleosporaceae.
AUGAAGCUGCAUGAGUUGAGGGAACGGAUGGACGCGCUUGAAGAAGAGAGAGAUGAGCUUGCAGAUAGCCUGGAUUUGGUUGAAGAUGAGGUUAAAGCAACUCUUGAAGAGCUACUGUCAGAUGGUCAGCGCCAUGCUGAAGAAGUAGAUACUCAGCUUGACAUCUUGGCGGUAGAGCAAGCUGAGUUCGUCCGACAAAUGGACGACCAGAAUAUGGCAUUGGAAAUCACAAUUUUGGAGCUUCGAGAAGAGUUGCAAACAGCUCUCUCUGAUAAUGCCGAAACCGAGGAUGAUCGCGGGAACAAACCCGCCCUUAAGACGACUGCCGCGUUCGAUCAGCUACCGAAGGGAAAGCCGGAGAAGCCACCCAAGCCGCCAAAGCCCACGCAUCUAUAG